Messenger RNA from Funneliformis mosseae, 2745 nucleotides. Lineage: Eukaryota; Fungi; Glomeromycota; Glomeromycetes; Glomerales; Glomeraceae. The record is from the annotation of a GenBank genome assembly.
AUGGAUACAAAUAGUUCUGAAAAGGACUUCAUGUUCGCUCAAUUGCUUUCCCUUGGUUUUGACGAAUGGGUCUGUCGAAAAGCAGUUGAUUGCAAUAGAACUGUAGAAGCCGCAACUGAAUGGAUCCUUAAUGCUUUGGAUCCAAACUCGGGAAUUUCUCGUUCUAUUCCUACUUUAUCUCUAGGAAGUUCAUUUGAUCCAAUGACGUCUAAUAAUUCUAUGUCAGGUCCAGUGUCACAAUCAACUCCACAACCAACUAUAAUAUCUCGUCAUUUACAACCAGCUGACGAUUCAGAGUAUACAAAAGAAAGUAAAGCUAAAGCAGCAAAAGCAGCAGAAGAAGUUAAGAAACAAAAAAUCUUAGAACGUGAAGCUCGUAAAAAAGCAUUAUUGGCAAUCAAAGAAGAUAGGGAAAAGAUUAAACAACGGAAAAUGUCACAUCAAGCGAGAGAAAGCGAAAAUAUUGUGAUUGGUACAAACAAUCCAGCUGCUUCUACAUCAUCUCAACCUGGAACUUCAUCGGUGCCCACACAGGAUACAACUCUUAUCCGGAUUCGUUUAUCAACAGGUCGAUCUAUUCGACAAGCUUUUGCAACUUCUGUUAGAAUAUCUAAUUUAUUUGAAUGGGUUACUAACGAGAGUGAACCAAGUAAAGAAUUCCAAUUGAUGUCCCAAUAUCCAAGAAAAGUAUUUGGAGACGAUCAAAUGGAUCUAACUCUUGCAGAUGCCGGUUUGGUACCGAAUGCUUCCUUGAAUGUUGUGAGAUGUGACAUCCCAUCGGUUGUUGUCUCACAACAGCCAAUGCCCCAAAAUGUUCCACCAUCUUCACAAACUCCUAACGUUCCUCCAGGUAUACGACCCACGUUACCACCGCAGAUCCCUAUGCAACCUGCAAUUCCAAAUAAUAAUGCCCCUCCACACUUUCCCGGUGGACAACAUACACAACCAAGUAAUAAUCCACCUAAUGUCCCCCCUCACUUUCCGGUUGUACGACCUACAUUACCACCACAGAUCCCGAACAUUCCACCGAAUUUUCCGGGUGGGCCAAUGCAAGUUCCCAGACAUAUGCAACUUUUAGGUCGCCUUCCACAAAGACCGUUUUUCGGGGGAGGUCACCGUUUAACUGAUGAUCUUCAACAGAGUUCUGAUGGCUCUGAUGACUCUGAUGAUGAAACGGUGAAUGACGAAGAAAAAAGGAAGCGAAUUGCUGAUGCUAUACAAGCAAGAGCAAAACCCGAAGAAAAUAAUGUAGAAGAUGAAAAUGUGAAACACGGGAUCAAGCAUGAAGUUGGAAGUUUAAGAUCAAAAUGUGCAUACACAGUUGCCGCGCUAUUGACUUCUGCAACAAGUUUCAGAAUAAUAAAUUCGCUUGCUAAUGUAUCUUCCAAUAUCGGCGAAUUAUUAGUGGCAGAAUUGAUAAAAAUGGAAAAAUUGGAUGCUCUUACAUUUAAACGUUUUGCGAAUUGGUUGGACACUAUUUCUUCUACGUUACUUUUAUUAAUUAUUAUAUUUUUUAGUGAAAUUGAUCGUUUUUAUGUUGACCACAGUAAUUUGCAGAAUAUUAUAUUAGAUAAUUAUCCGCGGGCAUCCGAUUCAUUAUUGGAAGUUAUUGGUAGUACGCAACGAACUUCAGUUACAAAAGUAAGCUUGAGAGCAUGCCAAGUUUUAACCGAUACGGGAUUAAGAGGAUUACAAGGGUUGAGAUAUUUAGAAACGCUGGAUGUUUCAUCUUGUAGGGUAAGAGAUCGUGCUCUCCAGUUCAUACAAGAGUUUAAUAAUUUAGUCGAUCUAAAUUUAUCAAAGACAAAAGUAACAAUGACUGGUUUAAGGGAUCUAUUUGCAAAUUGUAGAUUUGCAAGCAAAUUGGAAGUAUUAGAUUUGUCGUACUGUGCUGGAGUUUGUGGAAAAACUGUAUUUGCAGAUUUGCAACCAUUGGAGAGUAUACGUUCUCUCAAUCUAUGCAGCACUCAGCUAACACCACCUCAAGUUCCAGUUAAUCCUUCAAGUUUCCAAAAAUUAGAGAUUUUGAAUAUUUCUAGUACUAAACUUUGCGAUCAGGAUGUUAUGAAAAUUUUGUGUGGAUUUAAGAACCUUGUUGAUUUAAACUUAACUAAAACUACAGGAGUUGGCCAAUUUGGGUUGAAAUGGAUGGCAAAAGAGUACAAAUCUCUUAAUGAAAUCAAUUUUCCGAAUCAAGAAGAAGAAAUGGAUGAUAUAUUACAGGACUUUUCUGGACUGCCAUUAGAUAAGCUUAACUUGGAAAAUUUUAAAAAUGUUACUGAUGUUGGUGUAAUGCAUAUUGGCAGAAUAAAAAGCCUAUCAUUUUUAUCCUUGUCUGGAACCAAAUUAACUGAUGCUGGAAUGACAGCUUUGAAAGAUUUAGAGAAUUUGGCCGAAUUGUAUCUUGAUCGAACCAAUAUUACGGAUGUCGGUCUGACUUACAUAAAAGAUAUACGAGGACUUACACACCUAAGUUUAAACAAAACAAAGAUUAAAAAUGAAUCAUUGCGGAUAAUUGGCAAAGCUGCAUUUUCUAAUAGGGGAUUAAAGUAUCUCAAUGUUGGAUACACGCAUGUUACUGAUAAAGGUGUGAGAGAACUUCAAGGACUUGUGAAAUUGAUGUUACUUAAUUUGGAAUAUACAAAAGUUUCUCUGUCUUGUAGACAAAUUCUAGCUGGCUUGCCAUUAUUACAACAUGUGAGACUUAUAGGAAUAACUAAAGAAUUUUGUGAUGAUGAUUCAUAA